AUGACGAGAGAAACAGCGGCACAGUCGUGUCUAGGUCUCGCGAUUUCGCGUCGCGAGCGCCAGGAGGUGUUUUGCAUCGACUGCGAAGACGCGUUGAUCUGGACAGACUGGAAAGUGGGUCGACAGUCAACGAAACGACUGUUGUUGAAGAACGUGGGAACAGAACACCAAACACUUCAAUACAAAGUGCCUCAGAGUCGGACCUUUUCUCUGCCGUUUCCAGAGCCGUUUCGCCUGCCGCCUGGCAUGACCAAGACGUUCCUCGUCACCUUUUCUCCUCACCACUCCCAGUCCGUAGUCGAAGCCCUCGAGUUUGUCUGCGACAAAGGCGCCUUCGUCAUCUUCCUGAAGGCGACCGAGAAGCGCGCAGCGGUUUCGAUUCCGCGAGCCAUCGAUUUUGGACUCGGGGCCGUCGCAGCCAACACAUCGAUCCCUUUUCUUGUUCACAACACUGGAUCUCUCCCAGUCACUGUACUGUGGAAGGACGUCCAGCCUUUCCGGAUUCUCCCGGAAACGGCGCUCAUCCCCGUCGGUCGCACGGAGAAGUUCACUGCACUCUUUCACCCGCCCGGCCCCCUCGCCUACGAAGGCGUAGUUGUCUGUUCCCUCAUAUCCAAACACGGAGACAGAAAAGAGUCUGAGGACCUCUCGUCUUCGGUCUGCAACGCAGAGCCUCGUGCUGGAACGUUAGAGGAGGCAGAAAAAGAGGAAAACAAUAGAGCGACCCUCCAACAACCAAGGGAAGACGCAGCCUUACUGAAGAACGCUUCGUGGGCGCCUGACGUCGAAACAGAAGCCGUGCAAAUGUAUUCUAUGGACGUAAAGGGAAUUGGCAAGAUUCCGCAUCUCCAUGUGAAGGGAAAAACUGAGGUUGCCGUCGACUUUGGAAUCGUUCUGUGCGGAACUGUAGAGACCCAGACACUUCUGCUGGACAACAGCUCCUCCGUUAGAGCGCACUUUGAGGUCCUGCGAAUUGGAAAUCCACCUCAAGGGAAUCUUCGCGCUUCCCCAGUUACAGUUUGCUCGCGAAGCGGCGUCGUCGAGCCCGGAGAACAUUUUCCUCUGACUUUCACGUUCCACGGCCACUCGGUCAAAGAAGUAUUUCAAGAGUUUCAGGUGGCCAUGAAGGUCGGGGCUCCCAUCACCGUCAAAGUCACAGGCGUCGUUGGGCACAUCGAAGCAACUCUCUCCUCCAAUCACCUUCAUUUUGGGGACGUACCGGUCGGACGCAAGAUUACAAAGCAGGUGCAGCUCCGGAAUCUGUCGAAGCGCGCGUCUUCGUAUCACUUCGUGAAUUUGCAGGACUCGGCAUUUGUGUGUCUCGACAAGCCGAGCGGGCUCUUGGGAGCGCAGACCAGCGUCACACUCUCCUUCUCCUUCAGUUCCCUAGUUCCUCUGAGGUUUCACAAACGCGCUUUCUGCCUGGUUAACGGAGCAGAGGAACCUGUGGUGCUUGACCUCCUCGCCACUGCCUACGACGAAGGUCGCCCUGCAGCUCUCACUCUGGGUCAUGUCUACCUGAAAAGAUGGCAGGAGCUAGAAAACGCUCUUCCACCCCGAGACUCUCUCGAGUUCGACUGCCAAGGAAAUCCUGAGAAAGUCCCGAUCCCGCCAGAAACACCAGCCUCGCUUUUCAAAAUGUUGACUACUGAUUUCUCUGAUACCUCCAGGGGUCUCUCAGUGUCGCCAUCUUUGGUGGACUUCAAAUGCGGCGAAUCUCGACGAACUCUCUCAGUUUUCAACAGAACGGGCGAAAAAUUUCUCUGCAUCUGGAAAGACUCUCUCGAUCGAAAAAGAAAGAAAAAUCCGGCUCACGUCUUCUCAGUCUCCCCCCGACGCGCUGAACUUCUCCCCAACAGCGUCACGACUUUCCAGGUGACUUACGAUCGUGUGGGCCUGACCGUUUCAGCGGAUUUUUGCGAGUUGGAAGCCAUCGUCUGUCCGCUGGUGAACUUCUCCCGCCUUCUCCCCGACUCGCUUCUUCUUCCGUCUUCUCUCACUUGUUGGUCGCGAGCGCUGGCGGUGCAGUCCUCGAAUGCGCUCGCGCCCAACGCCUCCGUAGCCGAGGCGGCUGUCCAGUUCAAGCCGUGCGUCCCCGGUAAAAAAGAACUCUUCAACAAAGGAGACACGCCUCUUUCGUUUGACAUUCUUCACAAAGUCCCAGACUCCGUCGCCUCCUCCGAGGACUUACUUGCAUGCAACUGGCCUUUCAAAGUUUGGCCACCCUGCGGCCAGAUUCCUCCUCGAGGCUUUCACUUCGUCGUCCUCCAGUUUCAACCUCGUCGAGCGUCGGGACUCGUCUCUGGCACCUUCGACGUCGUUUUCGACUGCAAAGAAAAAUUUACGAAACGCAUUCAAAUGUUUGCCAGUUCCUGGGAGCCGGAAGUCUCCGUGGACCCCGACAUGCUUGUCUUCCCCAGAACGCCUGCAGGCUCGGUUUCUAGGCGCGAAUUCGUCGUUCGCAAUCUGACAGAAAUUCCUGUCUCUGUCGUUUUUUCUUUGGAGGACUCGAGAGCCUUCUCGCUCGAAGAAGCUUCAGAAACGCGUCUUUUACCGUCUGAGAGAAAAACAAUCGUUUGCCAUUUCGCUCCCAAAGAAGAGGGCACAUGCCGAGCCAGGCUCCUCGUUCGAACGCGCUCCGUUGCUCCAGUCGACGCCGAAACGGAGAAAAGCAAUCGCAGUCUUCUUUCGACGAACUUCGCCGACAGUCUGCGUCUCGUCGGCGUUUCUGUUUCGGAGCCUCUCAGCGUUGAGCCGACGCGACUCAGUUUGGGAGCAGUCACCGCAAACACAACUGUGACGAGAGAGGUGCUGCUAAAAAACGCAACCGGUGCAUCUGUCCGCUACAAAAUCGAGGUUCUUGAAGAACCUGAAGAAAGAGAAACUCAUCUUUAUCCCCUUCCUUCCUCUUCUUCUCACGAGCGUCGUCCUUUCGCGUCACACCAGAGGUCUCGUUGUGAAGCUGUGCGGCAGCCGGCGCUGAAGUUCGAGAAGCCAGAGUCCGUCGUCGGCGCUCAGUCCACCGAUCGUCUUCUUUUUUCCUUUACUCCGACGAAACAAAGAAAUUACAGUUUCCUCGUGCGCAUUAUCCAGGUGGAUCUUGUGUCCGACGCCCGCAAUCGCCAGACCUCGACCGACGAGUUGGAAGCGGAAGGUGAAUGCAGAAGCGACGAAGCGACGCCACUCCAAGUUCUGUCUUUCACGGUCUCAGCACAAGCAGUCCACCCGGUCGUCCAGAUCUUGGAUGUCCGUUCUCUCAACUGCUCCACGCCGCCGAGCCAAAUGUGGAGCUCAAUGCAUGCAGCUUCUCUCAACGAACACCUUGCGCGAGAGGUGGAGGCAGAAGACCUGCAGUUUCUCGCGGCGAGAGGCAUCGACGCUCGGGCAAAAGCUCUGAAUCGUCUGACUUCUUUUUCCGUUCAAUGGGGACCUCAUCCCGAAACCGUUGGAGAACAUGCCGUGCUCCUCACUUUUCAUAAUCCGGGGAAAGUCCCAGCAGAAGUGACUCUCGAAACCGCAGCCGACAUGAAGCUCUCAGAGCCCCCCAACUGGGCAAAGGAGGCCGAGGAAGCGGAGAGCUGCGGCGAGAGUCUCCUGUUGGAGCCCAGACGCCUGCGACUCGUCGCGGAUGGAUUUGGCAGCGUGAUGGCUCUUUUUCGUCACAAGAAAUUUAGAAAAGAGCGAGUUCAAGUGGCUCUCUCGAUCUCCAAAGGGAGAUGCGCCGUGCUUGACUUCUGCUGGGAGACAGCGCCUUCCAGUUCUCCCAUCCUCGUAACUCGAGGCCCCAUGCAGACGCUGCAGAGCGUCUCGCUCGAUCGACGCCCAGGGUCAGUGCAGGCUGUGGAGCUUCGGAACGAUGGAGACGUUGCAUGCAGCUGGAGGCUGCACCUCGCGAAAAAGAACUCCUUCCACGGACACAACGUCAUCGCUUUCGAUCCGAAGCAUGCCGUUCUGCCUCCCCACACAGCGACGCAUUUGCAUGUGCGCUUCUCUCCCCUUGAACAGAAAGAAUAUACUUUUCCAGUCACUCUCUCAUGGCACUCCCGCGACGAGUUAGCUCGAUCCACUUGUCAAACAGCGAGGUCACUUCCUCUCCUCCCUACCUCUUCUUCCUCUUCCUCCUCUUCUUCCUCUUCUUCCUCUUCCUCCUCUUCCUCCUCUUCUUCCUCUUCUUCCUCUUCUUCCUCUUCUUCCUCUUCUUCCUCUUCCUCCUCUUCCUCUUUUCCAUCUUCUCAACCUUCUGGCGCUGCGCAGUCACCUUCCGCAUUUCAGGGAGAGUCUGAGGCGGAAGCGAAGCAAGGGUUUUUCUCCGACUGUGCAGGCUCAGAGACUUCUUCUUGCCUGCUGUUGAAGGCGCGAGGUGUGGUGGAGAGAGAGGAAAGCGGAGAAAAUCAGCAGACGCUCCCCGGAUUCCUCAGAAACACUAAAGAAGUCAUUCCUGUCGCUUCUCGAGCAAGCCUCUGUGCCGAAGCUCUCCUUUUGCAGACCGUCCCCGCAAAAUGUUUAAUUCACCGCUUCCUCAUCCUGCGAAAUAACGACGCAACUCGCGUCCUCCGGUUUUCCUGGGAUGAUCAAAACUUGUUCCCCACCACGGAUUUCCUCACGAUUCUCCCCGCCGAAGGAACUAUCCCUCCGUUGGGCCGCGAGGUCGUCCACUUUGCGUUUCGCACUCCCUCCUUUCCUGUCGACUUGGACGGGGAGAUUCGGUGCACUACGACAUGGCUGUCGCAUGCAGAGCAGCCGACGUCGCUCGCCUCCUCCAGUUCCGAUUGCGAGGAAGAAAUCCUGGAGAGUCACGGGGAACUUUUCGACGGCCAAGACAGAAAGAACAUAUCGAGCCGCCCUCGCGGAACCGGCGAAGAAGACACUCUCCACGAGUCCGACAAGGUGGCGAAGGAAAUGGCGAAGAGUCGAAUUCGCGAGAGCUGGCGGAAGCCGCGCAGGCGAACGCGCGCAGUUCCCUCUGUCUAUCUACAGCGUCUGCGACCCAGCGUCUCGCUCUUUGUUCGGGUGCGAGUUUCUGUCGACUCUCGUUUUUCUUCCAUGGCUUUCUUGAACAUUCCUCCGCCUCUAUACCCUCGAAAUUGUCGCCUUGUAUCAGGCGCAGCGAAAACGCCAGCCGACGUCCACGGCUCGGCUCGCAUUCUCCCAUGCUGCACCGCAACUCUGGCGUCUGAAAUUUUAACUGAAAUGAUUCGCUCCGUCCUCCAGUCCGACCACACAGCCCAGCUCCUCGACACCCUCCUGCGAGAACCUGCAGCGUACUUCAGAGACAUCGCUGAAAACGACGAUUUCUCUGCUUUUUCAACGCAAAAGGAACACACACAGAGCCUCAGCGACCACAAAAAAAACCAAGGAGAGCAGAGUCUGUCGGCUGGAACUGGGAGGGGAAAGAUCAGAGCGACUCAAGGAAGACUGCAUGCAGCGAGGCCGAAAAUUCCAGGACUCACUUUCCGGGAGGACUUUCAAAACUGGUCAUGCCUCGUCGCCAAUUUCCUCGAUUGUCUUCCGACCUUGAACAGCACGCUCGAAAGUGAGCGUGAAGAACUCUGUUCCUCGUCAUUGGAAAAUGACGAAAAGCUGGAAAUCCUUCUCGCUCGAGAUGAAAAACUCGACGUCGGCGUUCUCCCCGCCACAGUGUCCGACAUUUUCCGGCAUAUGAUCUUUUCUGCGAUCGAGGAUGUCUUCCAGUGCCAGUCUUCCAGUUUUGGAAGCCCCCCGAGCGUCUCCAGCCGCGCCUGCAGGCCGCCGUUUUUUCCAGAUUUCCAGUCUUCACAGACUCACGAAGCUGUGCACUCAUAA
Molecule: messenger RNA, 5802 nt
Organism: Toxoplasma gondii ME49
Lineage: Eukaryota; Apicomplexa; Conoidasida; Eucoccidiorida; Sarcocystidae
Exons: 26
Coding region: 1-5802 (1933 amino acids)
Source: RefSeq, a predicted model, not a curated record